AUGACGGACACGAGCGACUCUCGGUACGCAAGAGUCUUUGGCGACACUCCUCGGAAUACGCCCUCCCGCCUGGGUGAAGAUGAGCUGUGGUGGGCUGAGCGACACCAAUGGUUCAAAGACAACGGGUACGAGCUUCGCCAACGAUACGCCCCAGACUGGAUUCCCUCCUGGCGCGACUCGAAAAAGCCGUUCUACCAUUGUGAAGAUGGCUAUCCCAUGCUGGAUACCAGGCUGUUAGACGCAGUGCGCCUGUCUGAUGGCCAAUUCGUAAUGCUAAAGAUGAUCUUCGAGUCCCGACACCCUCAUGAAGUCGAGAUUGGACAAUAUCUAUCCUCGGAGCCUCUAGCCUCGGACCCUGCCAAUCAUUGCGUUCCUCUGUACGAGGUCCUUCGCGUACCACACGAUGACGCAGAUGAUGAUAUCCGUUUGAUUCUCGUCAUGCCGCUAUUGAGAACCUUUGACGACCCCCCGUUUGAUACCGUGGGAGAAGUUCUCGAUUUAUGUGGGCAAGUCUUUGACGGGUUGAAGUUUAUGCAUGAUCAUCAUGUUGCUCAUCGCGAUUGCUCCGAACUCAACAUCAUGAUGGAUGCAACGCCCAUGUUUAUCGGAGGGUGGCAUCCCGUUCAGCGUAGUACGAAGCGGGACUUCAGCGGAGAUGUGAACUAUUACACCCGCACGAAGCGGCCUCCAAGGUAUUACUAUAUUGACUUUGGCAUUUCGCGUCGCUACGAUGCGUCUGUGUCCGAUCCCAAGGAAGAGGUAAUUGAGGGUGGGGACAAGAGCGUUCCCGAACAUCAACCUAAUUGUCCUCCUCAAAACCCGUUCCGAACCGACAUAUACUGCGUCGGGAACGUGAUCAAGGAACGGUUUCUGAUGGAAACUCGUGGGUUAGAGUUCCUUACACCUCUGGUCGAGGACAUGAGGCAGUCUGACCCCACGAAGCGGCCUACGGCGGACGAGGUUGUUGAGCGCUUCGAUAACCUCGUCAAUGGCCUGAGCUUCUGGAAACUACGCUCACGCGUGGUGUACAAUACUGACGGGAUGUUCACCAACGUCUUUCGUGGAAUGGUGCACUGGUCUCGUCGUUUACGGUUUGUUGUGACUCAAACGCCUUCGAUACCCAAACCUUCACCUUUAGUAGUUAUUGAGUGACAAUACCAUGGAUCCGUAGCGUAUCGUAUGUGAAGUAAUAAUUAUCGCUGUGCUAUCACUCUUCCAUAGCUGAAGGGAUGAUGGAAGGAAUUG
Molecule: messenger RNA, 1245 nt
Organism: Coniophora puteana RWD-64-598 SS2
Lineage: Eukaryota; Fungi; Basidiomycota; Agaricomycetes; Boletales; Coniophoraceae
Exons: 5
Coding region: 1-1152 (383 amino acids)
Biological process (GO): protein phosphorylation
Molecular function (GO): protein kinase activity; ATP binding
Source: RefSeq, a predicted model, not a curated record